GUAAAAUUCAAAUUAUCCAACAGAUUCAUUGAGCAACAUUGCCCCCUAGCUCUCAAAAUUCUGUUGCCUAGUGACAUGAUGGAACAAGUAAUGGAGGUGGUUACCAAGGUAACAAUCAGAUUGGCGACUACAAGAGUCAUGAAAUGGAUAAGUACACAAAUACCAGGUGCAAUGCAUGCCGAGCUAUCAUCAACUUUAUCCAAGAUGACAAAGUCAUUAAGUAAAGACAAUCAAAAACAGAAGCUUGUUAUUAUUCCUCCUACGCAGCAUAAUCUCGCGUCGUACAGCCCAUCUGAGAUUAUCGACAGACUCAAGACAAUGAUGCGUAAGCUCACUAGCAAUAUCCUAGUAACGUUUGUAGAGGUACAAGAAGAAGUAAAUUUUGUGAAAAAAACACUUGCAACAAGACAGGUAAGAAAUUAAUCCAUCUAAUAGGAAGGACAAGAAU
Messenger RNA from Anneissia japonica, 448 nucleotides. RefSeq lists its product as uncharacterized. The record is from RefSeq and is a predicted model, not a curated record. Bases 76 to 423 code for a protein of 115 amino acids. The transcript is spliced from 3 exons. NCBI's taxonomy places the organism in Eukaryota, Metazoa, Echinodermata, Crinoidea, Comatulida, Comatulidae.